Molecule: messenger RNA, 4730 nt
Organism: Xylona heveae TC161
Lineage: Eukaryota; Fungi; Ascomycota; Xylonomycetes; Xylonales; Xylonaceae
Product: ATP-binding cassette transporter ABC1
Exons: 6
Coding region: 153-4670 (1505 amino acids)
Biological process (GO): transmembrane transport
Cellular component (GO): membrane
Molecular function (GO): ATP binding; ABC-type transporter activity; ATP hydrolysis activity
Source: RefSeq, a predicted model, not a curated record
UGAAUUUUUACCUUCUUGACCCUUCAAUAUGUUUAAAAAUCUUCUUUAUAGACGAGACGAUUGUGCAUUUGUUAUUUCUGAAAGCGUUUUGUUUUUAUUCGCCUUUCUGACAAUAAUUCAUCUGGUCUGGGGCCUACAUCAACCAUCGCAGGAUGGAUGGAGGGAAGGCUCCCAAUGUGACUUUCGAGUCUGGAUCAUCAGACUCGCCUCCACAGGGGUCUCAAAUCGAAGACCGGCCACCAGAGGAUGCUAGGAGAGAGAAUAACUUCGGAUCUAUCUAUACAGAUGAUCAAAGUGUUCUCUCCUCAACUCCCACGCGGACUUCUUCUACAGCUGGACAGCCACGGCGGGACAGUAUCUCCGAUAUACGACCAGGGGAUCCAGAAGUCGAUCCUGCAAACCCGGCAUUCGAUGUGUACAAAUGGGCCAAAUGGUUGAUUAGGCUAUAUGAGACUGAAGGCAUACAGCGUAGUCAUGCCGGCAUCGUUGUGAGAGAUCUCGAUGUUUCCGGGACGGGGUCUUCAGUUCAAUUGCAAGAGACUGUGUCAUCGGCAAUAUGGACCCUUUUCACGUUUUGGAGAGACUUGGGGAGGAAAAAGGGCCCCGCUAAAAAAAUCUUGCGCAAUUGUUACAGCUUGCUCAAGAGUGGAGAGACGCUUCUUGUGCUGGGCAGGCCUGGUAGCGGAUGUUCAACGUUUCUAAAGACUAUGACAGGAGAACUAGAUGGCUUGGAAGUGGCUGGGAAGUCGUCAAUCCACUACAGCGGGAUACCGCAGCACGUGAUGACCAAGGAAUUCAAAGGGGAUAUUAUUUAUAAUCAAGAAGUCGACAAUCAUUUUCCGUAUCUUACCGUGGGCCAGACCAUGGAGUUUGCAGCAGCAGUCACAACUCCACACAACCGGCCUCUUGGGGUCUCAAGGAAGAUAUACACUCAGCAUAUUGCUCAAGCCAUGAUGGUAAUUUUUGGUCUGAGCCAUACCUAUAAUACCAAAGUUGGAAACGACUUUGUGCGAGGCGUGUCUGGCGGGGAGCGGAAGCGCGUCAGCAUCGCCGAAAUGUCUGUUCGUGGAGCAGUCUUUUCCUGCUGGGAUAAUAGCACUCGCGGGCUUGAUGCCGCCACAGCGCUCGAGUUUGUUCAAGCUUUGACGCUAGAUGCAAAUGUUGCUGGCAAUUGUCACUGUGUGGCCAUCUAUCAAGCGUCCCAAGCCAUCUAUAAUACUUUUGAUAGAGUUACGAUUCUCUAUGAGGGCCGUCAAAUCUACUUUGGCCCAACGGAUAAUGCGAAAAGAUAUUUUGAGGAGAUGGGCUGGAGUUGUCCACCGAGGCAAACUACACCGGAUUUUCUCACAUCAAUAACGAACCCUGAUGGCCGAACUCCAAGAGCGGGAUACGAAAGUCGCGUGCCAAGAAGCGCAAAGGAAUUUGAGAGGUACUGGCAUUCGUCAGCCGAAUUUUCUGCGCUGCGAAGGCAGAUCGACGAACAUGAACGCAAAUUUCGGAUCGGUGGCCGCCUUGUGGACGAGUUCCGAGCAUAUAAGAGAUCCAUGCAAUCCAAAUAUGUCCGAAAAGGCUCGUCUUGUCUCUCCAGCAUCCCCAGGCAGAUCUUUCUCUGCACUAUUAGAGCUUACCAGCGGCUGUGGAACGACCAAUCUGGAACAAUAACUAUUAUCUUAUAUCAGAUCUGCAUGUCGCUUGUUGUGGGAUCGGUCUAUUUCGACACACCUGCUACCACGGCGGGACUCUUCGCCAAGGGAUCUGUCCUGUUCUAUGCUAUCCUUUUGAAUUCCUUGCUUCCCAUUACCGAAAUCAAUCGUCUUUACGAUCAACGACCAAUUGUCCAAAAACAUGCCUCGUAUGCAUUCUAUCAUCCGUUUGUAGAAGCGCUUGCAGGCGUUGUCGCCGACAUUCCCGUGAAGUUUAUCGUCUCAACCUUCUUCAACAUCAUUAUAUAUUUCCUCUCAAGUCUCCGAAGAGAACCUUCGCAGUUUUUUAUAUUCUUCUUGUUCAACUUUCUGGUGCUGCUUACAAUGUCCGCCAUAUAUCGUACUGUGGCUGCGUCAACAAAGACUCUGUCGGAAGCAUUUGCAAUAUCUGGAAUUCUUGUCUUAGUGAUAGGCAUGUAUACCGGAUUCACAAUUCCCCGACCUUAUAUGCCACCAUGGUUCGAAUGGAUAUAUUACUUGAACCCGGUAGCAUAUGCUUUCGAGGCCGUUUUGGUUAACGAGCUACAUGGACGGUAUUUCGGUUGCUCGCAAUUCGUGCCUUCGUAUCCAGACCUGUCUGGCGAUGCCUUUAUAUGCGCUGUCACCGGCGCACGGCCAGGGGAUCGAUCUGUAUCUGGAGACGCGUUUGCUCUUGCAAGUUACGGCUACCGAUACUCGCACUUGUGGCGCAACCUAGGAAUCAUCAUAGCUUUUGAAGCGGCAUUCCUAGGCUCUUAUCUGGUUGCAUCAGAGUUUAAUUCGCUCCCCCCAUCAAAGGUGCAGUCUUUGAUAUUCCGACGAGGAUAUGCCCCGAAACCCGUUAGCACCAAAGAGGUUGAACGAGGAGAUGUGGACGAAGAACCCGUCCAAACGACCAAUUUUCAUGAACCUGAACAACUGGGAGCACCCGCGGUAGGAGAAGUAUCUCAAGGGUCUUCUCAUAAGGAUGUCUUUUCUUGGAGGAAUUUGCAUUACGACAUUGUUAUCAAGGGCGAGCCCAGAAAGCUUCUUGACAAUGUAGCAGGAUACAUUAAGCCAGGGACUUUAACCGCUCUCAUGGGCGUUAGCGGCGCUGGUAAAACCACUCUUCUUGAUGUUCUUGCACGCCGGACAUCAGUCGGGGUAGUCACUGGCGAUAUAUUAAUAAACGGCAAACCCACCGAUGCCAGCUUCCAACGGCGGACUGGCUAUGUUCAGCAACAGGACGUACAUCUGGAAACAUCGACAGUUCGUGAGGCUCUCCGCUUUAGUGCACUCCUUCGGCAACCAAAAACGGUGUCUAAGAAAGAAAAAUAUGACCAUGUUGAAGAUGUGAUCAGAAUGCUCCAAAUGGGAGACUUUGCUGAGUCGGUCGUCGGGGGACCUGGUGAAGGUCUGAAUGUAUUGCAGCGAAAGCUUCUAACGAUCGGGGUCGAGCUUACUGCAAAACCAUCCCUUCUCAUCUUUCUCGAUGAACCUACAAGUGGUCUCGACUCUGACAGUGCAUGGGAAAUCAUUGCCUUUUUACGUCGGCUAGCCGAUGGCGGCCAAAGCAUACUGAGCACCAUACACCAGCCUAGUUCAAUUCUGUUUCAAGAAUUUGAUCGACUGUUGUUUCUAGCAAAGGGAGGUAGAACGGUAUACUUUGGCGAUAUUGGUUCUAACUCUGAGACUCUGUUGAAAUAUUUCUUCAGUCAUGGUGGUCGCGAAUGCGGUCAGGGAGAGAAUCCUGCUGAAUAUAUGUUGGAAAUUAUUGGCGCCGGCACGACUGGGAAAUCGAUUCAAGACUGGCCAACCAUAUGGAAUGAAAGCGCAGAAGCCCAGAACUUACAGCGAGAACUUGAUGCACUUCACAAAGCUAGUUCAGGAGACAACCAAAUAAAGGGAGAUGGCAACUCGGGAGAGUUUGCGAUGCCAUUUAUCAGCCAACUUUGGCAUGUGACCCUUCGAGUUUUCCAGGCAUACUGGCGGACACCGUCGUAUAUCUGGGGCAAGUUCAUGCUAAUUCUCAUCUCCUCAUUAUUUAUCGGCUUUACUUUCUUCGACUCCACUACCUCCGUGCAGGGCAUGCAGAACGUAAUUUUCAGUGUAUUGAUGUUGACAUCCGUUCUCACAGUCCUAGUAGAACAGAUUAUGCCGCGCUUCGUAUCACAACGCUUACUCUACGAAGUGCGCGAGCGCCCAUCCAAAACCUACUCCUGGAGCGCGUUUAUCACUGCCAACAUUCUUGUCGAGAUACCCUACCAAAUCCUCGUAGCCAUUAUAGUAUUCGCAACCUUCUACUACCCCGUUUUCGGGGUUCAAUCUUCUGAACGUCAGGGACUCAUUCUCUUCUUCUGCAUCAACUUGUUCAUCUUUGCGUCGACGUUUGCGCAACUGGUCAUCACCGUGCUUCCUGAUGCCGAAACCGCAGGGAACAUUGCGACACUGCUUCUCUCUCUAACAUUGACAUUUAACGGCGUGAUGCAACCGCCGUCUGCCCUUCCAGGGUUUUGGAUCUUCAUGUACUGGGCGUCGCCCAUGACUUAUUUCGUUUCUGGUGUCGUCUCGACUGGUCUGCACUCUCGUCCAGUAAAAUGCUCGGCAGCAGAACUGAGCGUAUUCAAUCCGCCGGCGGGCCGCACAUGUGGAGAAUAUCUUGCAAAAUUCUUGGAGACUGCGCCGGGAUAUUUGGAAAAUCACCUGGCAACAAAUACUUGCCGGUAUUGCCGGUUCCAGAAUGCCGAUCAAUUUAUAGGGCUCUCAUGGAUGAAGUGGAGUCUAAGGUGGCGCAAUUUCGGGAUCCUCUGGAUAUAUGUCGCGUUCAAUAUUGUCAUGGCCGCAUUUUUGUACUGGGCGUUUAGGGUCAGAGGAUGGUCUUGGGCAAGCACGAAGAAAAUACCCAGUCGAAUUGUUGGAAAUUUAGGCUUUGUCGGAUAUUGGUUGCGUGUUCUCUUUAAUAGGGGAGAGAAAAAUCAAAAGAGCCAGGAUGCUGAGGAAGGAGUUUGAGCUUUAAUUUUAAUUCCAGCUAGAAUAGUAACAUAUCUGGUUUAUGGAAAAUAUCAAGGG